AUGGAGAAGAGAGAGAGGAAGCCGGGCUACUUUGCCAGGUAAGUGAAAGGUGCUUCUGUGUAUAGCCUCUGUUAGGCCUAUGCCAAAGUGUUUUUAGUGUUGAGGUUUUAGAGGCAGCCUGUGAAGUGGGUUUUAGUGUGUGUUACCAGCAUGGGGCAACUGUUUUGCUUCACUGUUUGCAUAGCGAUUGAGGGAGGACAGGAUUAUGCUGUUUGUUACGGUGCAUUGAGUGACUGUCCACUUGUUCUGUCUGCGUACUCUGACUGACAUUUUGUUAACUGAGUAGUGCUCUGUAGCCAUCUGGCCCUCACUGCACUGGGUACACCUGAUACUGAUGCAAUGGAGUCAUGCGUCAACACUCACGCACAGUAGAGUAGCGGACUGGAUUUCUAUCCCUGUAAGUAGCUGAAGCAUGAGACACCCAGGAGUGGUGAUGGAUGCAUGAGAACCUGGCUCUGUCUACUGGGAUAAGGAGGUUGCUGCUGUGUGAGUACGCAGGCAGACCAGCUAUUCCUCUGCUACCAGGAUAGAGUGAAAGCAAGAGGGGGAUAAAAAGGUAAAGCGCCAAAGAAAAUCUCAACAUUCCGCUCUUGCUAAUGUCCCUGUGUAAAACAGGAGUGUGCUGUGUGGAAUUUCUAAGUGGACUCCUGAAACGUUUACUAGAUCUGUGUAUGUUCUGCUGCUGUGUCCGUAAUGGAGGAGUGGCUAUUGGAAGGCCAGAAAUGUAUCGGUCUGUCUUCUCUCCAAACCUAUUGAUCCAGUGCUCCUCCAUUACACUCUGUAACUCUUGCUGUCUAGCUCUCUCUGUCUAGCUCUCUGCUUCUCAAUUUUCACAUGUCCUUUGCCUGUACAGCAUCUGUUUUCCUUGAAUUUUGAUUUCCCUGCCCCGCUCUCUCCCUCUCUCUCCCAAUUUUUCUAUACUGGGCCUACAUGGCCAGGGCCUUGUUUACAAUCCGUUUCAAUCCGACUCUAGAGCUGCAUGCUGCCAUGUCGGCUUAGUUAACUGCAGCUUCCCCUGUUAAUGAACCCACGCAGGCGGGGGUGGGAGAUGCGAUGACAUCACCGCCUGACCUAUCAAUAAUUAAUCAGGAAAAAGGACAGAGGAUAAGAGGAGCAGAGAAAGGAGAGUGGGGAGAAAGUGAGCAAGCAAAAGACAGCAACGUUUUGAGUUUUUCACAGGAAACUUUAAUUGGUAGUGAAAUCAAAUGUUCAUAAGGUUGAGUGGAAGUAAACAGAUUGACCACCUCUUUCUCCAUAUCCUCAGGUUGAAGAGACGGAGACAGCUCAAGCAGAGCCAAUCAGAGAAGGCUAUGGCUGAGAAGAACCCGUCAGAUUCGUCCUCGAAGACGCCCGUCAUCUCCUGCCCAGACCUCCCUGCUUUUUCUGAACCCCAGGAGAGGAUGAAACCAAACCCACCUGAAGGUUUAGGUAAAACACACACUACACACACAGGACCUUUCUAUAGGCACAGGGACACAUUAACAAAGGGUCAGAAGUACAGUACAUGACCAAAAGUGUGUGGACACCUGCUCGUCGAACAUCUCAUUCCAAAAUCAUGGGCAUUAAUAUGGAGUUGGUCUCCCCUUUGCUGCUAUAAAAGCCUCCACUCUUCUGGGAAGGCUUUCCACUAGAUGUUGGAACAUUGCUGCGGGGACUUGCUUCCAUUCAGCCACGAGCAUAAGUGAGGUCGGGCUCUGAUGUUGGGCGAUUAGGCCUGGCUCUCAGUCUGCGUCCCAAUUCAUCCCAAAGGUGUUCGGUGGGGUUGAGGUCAGGGCUCUGUGCAGGCCAGUCAAGUUCUUCCACACCGAUCUCGACAAACCAUUUCUGUAUGGACCUCGCUUUGUGCACGGGAGCAUUGUCAUGCUGAAACAGGAAAUGGCCUUUCCCAAACUGUUGCCACAAAGCUGGACGCACAGAAUCGUCUAGAAUGUCAUUGUAUGCUGUAGCGUUAAGAUUUCCCUUCACUGGAACUAAGGGGCCUAGCCCGAACCAUGAAAAACAGCCCCAGACCAUUAUUCCUCCACCAAACUUUACAGUUGACACUGCAUUGGGACAGGAAGAGUUCUCCUGGCAUCCGCCAAACCCAGAUCCGUCCGUUGGACUGCCAGAUGGUGAAGCGUGAUUCAUCACUACAGAGAACGCGUUUCCACUGCUCCAGAUUCCAAUGGUGGCGAGCUUUACACCACUCCAGUCGACGCUUGGCAUUACGCAUGGGGAUAUUUGGCUGCUCGGCCAUAGAAACCAAUUUCAUGAAGCUCCCGACGAACAGUUAUUGUGCUGACGUUGCUUCCAGGGGCAGUUUGGAACUCGGUAGUGAGUGUUUCAACUGAGGACGGACGAUUUUUACGCACUUCAGCACUUACAGUUGACCGGGGUAGCUUUAGCAGGGCGGUCAUUUGACAAACUUACUUGUUGGAAAGGUGACAUCCUAUGACAUUGCCACGUUGAAAGUCACUGAGCUCUUCAGUAAGGCCAUUUUAGACACCUGUCAGCAACGGGUGUGGCUGAAAUCCACUAACUUGAAGGGGUGUCCAUAUAAGUUUGUGUAUACUGUACCAGUCAAAAGUUUGGCCACACCUAGUCAUUCCAGGGUUUUUCUUUAUUUUUACUAUUUUAUACAUUGUAGAAUAAUAAUGAAGAAAUCAACUAUGAAAUAUCACAUAUGGAAUCAUGUAGUAACCAAAAAAGUGUUAAACAAAUCAAAAUAUAUUUUAUAUUUGAGAUUCUUCAAAGUAGACACCCUUUGCCUUGUUGACAGCUUUGCACACUCUUAGCAUUCACUCAACCAGCUUCAUGAGGUAGUCACCUGGAAUGCAUUUCAAUUAACCGGUGUGCUUUGUUAAAAGUUAAUUUGUGGAAUUUCUUUCCUCCUUAAUGCAUUUGAGCCAAUCAGUGUGUUGUGGCAAGGUAGGGGUGGUAUACAGAGGAUAGCCCUAUUUGGUAAAAGACCAAGUCCAUAUUAUGGCAAGAGCAGCUCAAAUAAGCAAAGAGAAAUGACAGUCCAUCAUUACUUUAAGACAUGAAGGUCAGUCAAUACAGAACAUUUCAAUAACUUUUAAAGUUUCUUCAAGUGCAGUCGCAAAAACCAUCAAGCGCUAUGAUGAAACUGUCUCUCAUGAGGACCGCCACAGGAAAGGAAGACACAGCAUUACCUCUGCUGCAGAGGAUAAGUUCAGCAUUAAGUGCACCUCGUUGCAGCCCAAAUAAAUGUUUCACAGAGUUCAAGUAACAGACACAUCUCAACAUCAACUUUUCAGAGGAGACUGCGUGAAUCAGGCCUUCAUGGUCGAAUUGCUGCAAAGAAACCACUACUAAAAGGACACCAAUAAGAAGAAGACACCUGCUUGGGCCAAGAAACACGAGCAAUGGACAUUAGACUUAUGGAUAUCUGUCCUUAGGUCUGAUGAGUCCAAAUUUGAGAUUUUUGGUUCCAACCACAGUGUCUUUGUGAGACGCGGAGAUCAUCCGUUCACUGACUCUGCAUGUGUGGUUCCCACAGUGAAGCAUGGAGGAGGAGGUGUGGGGGUGCUUUGCUGGUGACACUGUCUGUGAUUUCUUUAGAAUUCAAGGCCCACUUAACCAGCAUGACUACAACAGCAUUCUGCAGCGAUACUCCAUCCCAUCUGGUUUGCGCUUAGUGGGACUAUCAUUUGUUUUUCAACAGGACAAUGACCUAAAACACACCUCCAGGCUGUGUAAGGGCUAUUUGACCAAGAAGGAGAGUGAUGAGUUGGACCGCACAGUGAAGGAAUAGCAGCCAACAAGUGCUCAGCAUAUGUGGGAACUCCUUCAAGGCUGUUGGAAAAGCAUUCCUCAUGAAGCUGGUUGAGAGAAUGCCAGGAGUGUGCAAAGCUGUCAAAGGGUGGCUACCUUGAACAAUAUAUUUUGAUUUGUUUAACACUUUCUUGGUUACUACAUGAUUCCAUAUGUGUUAUUUCAUAGUUUUGAUGUCUUCACUAUUAUUCUACAAUGUAUAACAUAGUAAAAAUAAAAACCCCUUGAAUGAGUAGGUGUCCAAACUUUUGACUGGUACUGUGUGUAUAUACUGUACAAAAAUCCAGAAAAUCACAUUGUAUGAUUUUUAAGUAGUUAAUUUGCAUUUUAUUGCAUGACAUAAGUAUUUGAUACAUCAGAAAAGCACAACUUAAUAUUUGGUACAGAAACCUUUGUUUGCAAUUACAGAGAUCAUACGUUUCCUGUAGGUCUUGACCAGGUUUGCACACACUGCAGCAGGGAUUUUGGCCCACUCCUCCAUACAGACCUUCUCCAGAUCCUUCAGGUUUUGGGGCUGUCGCUGGGCAAUACGGACUUUCAGCUCCCUCCAAAGAUGUUCUAUUGGGUUCAGGUCUGGAGACUGGCUAGGCCACUCCAGGACCAUGAGAUGCUUCUUACGGAGCCACUCCUUAGUUGCCCUGGCUGUGUGUUUUGGGUCAUUGUCAUGCUGGAAGACCCAGCCACGACCCAUAUUCAAUGCUAUUACUGAGGGAAGGAGGUUGUUGGCCAAGAUCUCGCGAUACAUGGCCCCAUCCAUCCUCCCCUCAAUACGGUGCAGUCGUCCUGUCCCCUUUGCAGAAAAGCAUCCCAAAGAAUGAUGUUUCCACCCCCAUGCUUCACGGUUGGGAUGGUGUUCUUGGGGUUGUACUCAUCCUUCUUCUUCCUCCAAACACGGCGAGUGGAGUUUAGACCAAAAAGCUCUUAUUUUUGUCUCAUCAGACCACAUGACCUUCUCCCAUUCCUCCUCUGGAUCAUCCAGAUGGUCAUUGGCAAACUUCAGACGGGCCUGGACAUGCGCUGGCUUGAGCAGGGGGACCUUGCGUGUGCUGCAGGAUUUUAAUCUAUGACGGCGUAGUGUGUUACUAAUGGUUUUCUUUGAGACUGUGGUCCCAGCUCUCUUCAGGUCAUUGACCAGGUCCUGCCGUGUAGUUCUGGGCUGAUCCCUCACCUUCCUCAUGAUCAUUGAUUCCCCACGAGGUGAAAUCUUGCAUGGAGCCCCAGACCGAGGGUGAUUGACCGUCAUCUUGAACUUCUUCCAUUUCCUAAUAAUUGUGCCAACAGUUGUUGCCUUCUCACCAAGCUGCUUGCCUAUUGUCCUGUAGCCCAUCCCAGCCUUGUGCAGGUCUACAAUUUUAUCCCUGAUGUCCUUACACAGCUCUCUGGUCUUGGCCAUUGUGGAGAGGUUGGAGUCUGUUUGAUUGAGUGUGUGGACAGGUGUCUUUUAUACAGGUAACGAGUUCAAACAGGUGCAGUUAAUACAGGUAAUGAGUGGAGACCAGGAGGGCUUCUUAAAGAAAAACUAACAGGUCUGUGAGAGCCGGAAUUCUUACUGGUUGGUAGGUGAUCAAAUACUUAUGUCAUGCAAUAAAAUGCAAAUUAUUUACUUAAAAAUCAUGCAAUGUGAUUUUCUGGAUUGUUGUUUUAGAUUCCGUCUCUCACGGUUGAAGUGUACCUAUGAUAAAAAUUACAGACCUCUACAUGCUUUGUAAGUAGGAAAACCUGCAAAAUUGGCAGUGUAUCAAAUACUUGUUCUCCCCACUGUAUAUUGUGUAGUGUUUCCUAAGGAAGCUGCAUAACUGACUAGAUUCUGUUCAUAGUCUUUCCAGUUUUUGAUGAUUUGGCAGAUUUUAGGACAAUUGGUUGGAUAUCCUCAGCUCUCCCUUCGGAUUCUUUUGGUUGGAUGGAGAGAGCCAGUUGGCAGGCCAAAUUCUCCAUGUUUUUCAAUGGCAUACCACAGUAUCAUCCUGGCAUUAGAAGUGUGCUGCGUAUGAACUAUCACAAGUAGCCUAAAGAGUGUAUAUUCAACACUAAAGAACACUGAGUGUACAAAACAUUAAAGGAAAGGUUCACCCAUUUUGAAUGUUAUAUUGUUUUUGUGCAUCUCUGAGUGAUGUUCUAUCGAUUUCUCUGGGUCACUUCAUGUUUUCACGUGUGAGUUAUUGGCAUUUUCAGCAGGCAGAAAUCCGGCCGGUAUUACGUAGCACCGUGAUUUAGUCGUUCUCACUACACUGGAAGUUAAUAGGAAUACGAAUUUUUGAUCGCAAAAACGUCUAUCAUACAUUUCAGAUUUCAAUACUGGCCGAUGUCAUAACUCGGGAGGAUGUCUUCUCUCAAAUGAGCAAUUGAUCAUAUUUUUGCGAUAAACCUACCUCGAAUUUGUAAUUGAAUGGAGGGUCUAGCACAUUUUUCCUAUUUGUCUGGAUGCAUUGCAUGGUGCAGUUGCCAGAGAUCUUAUAGAAAGGAGAUAGGAAUCAAUGAAUGAAGGAACGUAUAACGCCCCACCCAGCAGACUGUCGUCCAAUCGCGUUCACGUUGUCAUGCUGCGUCACGCGGUUGCUAAGCUAAUCGUUACGCAAUCCCUUCUCAAAGUCAGUGUAUAUGUCAAUAAACUAUUUUCCUCGAAAGUACAUAAUGUCACGAUUCCAAAACUAUACGAUAAUUAAUAUCUCACAUGUCAGAAAAUAUUUGUAAUGUUGUACUUCUUGUUGAUGAAAUUUGUGCAAAUGUUGGGUUUUUAGCUAGCGGCCAAUAAACUCCCAUUCACUCCCUGAAGGAGAGAGCUCCUUGCCCCAGAAUCGCCCAGAAUGCAUUGGCAUAGCAUGGGCAACGUUUCCCAUCUCUUCAAAAGUAUAUCUGUCGUUGCGAAUGUCAGACAGAUUGUGGACUCCUAAAUUAAUAGUGCAGUUUGUUUAGGCGAUUUUACAGCUAACUACCUGGUAUUGUCUUUUGGUUAUUGUGUGUAACUACGUUUGCUUGCUAGCCAGCCUAUAGCGAGAUCAUUGCAUUGUGGAUUUUGUAGUCGACUUGACCUGCAACAGAUUUCGACAACGAUUUUCCAUGUUGCUACCAACCUUACUAUAAUGGCAAAAUGAAACAUUUGUUCACAAAAAAAUGCUCACAUAUUACUGUUAUUUAACACUGUAAUUUAAAGGAUAUCUGCUCUUUCCAUGACAGACUCACCAGGUGAAUCCAGGUAAAAGCUAUGUUCCCUUAUUGAUGUCACUUGUUAAAUCCACUACAAUCAGUGUAGAUGAAGGAGAGGAGACAGGUUAAAUAAGGAGUUUUAAGCCUUAAGACAAUUUGAGACAUGAGUGUAUGUGUGCCAUUCAGAGGGUGAAUUGGCAAGACAAAAUAUUUACGUGCCUUUGAAUGGGAUAUAGUAGUAGGUGCCAGGCGCACCGGUUUGUGUCAAGAACGCUGCUGGGUUUCUCACGCUCAACAGUUUCCGUUGUGUAUCAAGAAUGGUCCACUAGCCAAAGGACAUCCAGCCAACUUGACCCAACUGUGGGAUGCAUUGGAGUCAACGUGGGCCGGCAUCCCUGUAGAACGCUUUCGACACCUUGUAGAGUCCAUUCCCCAACGAAUUGAGGCUGUUCUGAGGGCAAAAUGGGAUGGUGCAAGAUCUUCAAGUUGCUCUGUGUCCACAUCAAUAAGGAUCUUUCAUGGUCCAAACACACUAACACAGUUGUGAAGAGGGCACGACAAUGCCUCUUCCUCAGGAGGCUGAAAAGAUUCAGUAUGGGCCCUCAGAUCCUCAAAGUUCUACAGCUGCAGCAUUGAGAGCAUAUUGACUGGCUGCAUCACCGCUUUGUGUGGCACCUGCUUGGGAUCCGACCGCAAGGCGCUACAGAAGGUAGUGCGGUCGGCCCAGUACAUCACAACAAAUUGUCAGACUCCAACCACCCAAGUCAUAGACUGUUCUCUCUGCUACCGCAUGGCUGAUCGGAAAUUUUAGAGGCACUCCUGUUGGCCACAGUGACAAAAUGAAAUUCUACACAUUUUGCCAUGUGGCGGAGAGAGAAUUUUUCAGUUUUAAUGCUAAUUUCCUGCAAUGCGAUCUGAGUGACUCAAACAUUAUAGCAAAAUCAAAUUAUCCUAAAUGCAUAAUUUUGGGAUUUUAGAUUCUCCCUGACUGUAAAGCCUUUAUUUAGGUGAUUGUUGGUUCUAGUCGUUUAAGUUUACCCCGAAAAAUGAUUUUUUUAAAAUAAAGUAAAUUUUCUAUGCAGAAAAAAACCUAAUCUUCAUUAGAAACUUAGAGGGAAAAUCUAAAUAUGCAACAACUAGGAUUUUGGCUUCUGGACAACGAAAUAAAGUUUAUAUGAAAACCAGGAGUGAAAUUCUGAGAAGCUUUUUUGUUUGCUACUGCUAGCUUAGCUGUUAAUAGCUGCUGAGAGCUGCUCCUCUCUCUCUCCCUCUGCUCCACUGCUGCAGCCUGUGUCUGAGUUGCCUAGCAAUGAGUCUCCACUCUGGCUUGCUCAUGGCUCCCUCUGACUAGAGACAGAGCCAUUAGUUGACAUUAAGCAAGCUACUUUCUUACUCUAUACACUCACUAUACUAUUUUCGGCAAAAUAAUAAUUCCGGUCGACUCCGACACUGUUUCCGGUUUUAUGACUGACGAGAUUUGUAAAAUUUGGACACCAAUUUCAUUCUACAAAAUUAUGCAAAUUAACCUAUAGACCGAUAAGUGACUAACCGUUAACAUCCCUAGUCUGCAGCCUUUUAAUUCCGAGGAUGUUGCGUAAUGACCAUACAAACAUGUUAUUAAAUGCGAAAAGAUAGUCCUAUCAUCCUAGUUAUGCACUCACUGACCAAGGAGUCUAUGUAGGCCUACACUGCAUUCACUUAGUGACAGGACACAGAAAUACUAUUUUUGGUCUAUAUUAUGACUAUUUCUUGAUCUGAUAAAGCUAACAGCCACUAGUUAGUACAAAGACAGUAAUGAAUAAGUGACCGCUCUGUACAAGAGGUGAACUCUGUGUAGAUGUACAGUGACCCACAGCUGGACUCCUCACAGCCUACUGUACAAUGCUGAGUAAAUCCUCCAGUUUCUAUAGAGGAGCUGGAGUAGAGGAAGUAGUGGGAGGGUGUUCUAAUGAACUGGCUCUGGUAAUAAGUGCUGACUAUGACUGUAGUGUAGAGAGUUCACUACGAUACUAGCUAGCCGGGUGUGUUCCGUGUGUGUGAGCGAGCAAGGGUUUUGAUUUUAAUAUAGUUCUAUUUAAAGCAGUGUGCGCUAGUUUGUGUAUACAUGCAUUUGUGUUUCUGAAUGAGCUGAGCGAUUUUUGAGCUGUUUUCAGGCUAUCAUCUCUAUACUGUGUCCGUGACCUAUUUCGCUGUCUUUCAGAUGACAGCAGCAACAUGAGCAGCCAGGCCAAGAGAGAGAAGAGGAGGCCCCCCGGGACAGUGGAGUAUACUGUGAGUACAGGCUGCCUCACUACCUCCACCCUCUGACACUACAACUCCCACAUGGGGUUCGGACUCAGACUCUAGCUUAGGAAAGCAAUGUGGACAAUAAACCUCAAGUUUUCUUUUCGUAAUUAAAUAAAAUAGCAAAUAAGUUGCAUGCAAUUCAGGGAUUCAAGGUUUCUGCUUUCUAAUUUUGUAUUUCAUGCUGCAUUUUGCUUUGGAUAGAUUGAUACUUUUGGUAAUAAAUAAUACACAUUUACCAAGGAUGUAACUUCAUGUUACAGGUGGGACCCCAGGAAUCUCUAAACAGCAUUGCUCUGAAGUUCAACAUCAACCCCAACAAACUGGUGCAGCUCAACCGCCUCUUCUCCCGCAGUGUCUAUCCUGGACAGGUGAGCUUUCAGCACAUAACACACCACUUCCUGCUGUCAAUCCUGGAUUUCUGAUUGGCUAACACACCUGUCCGUCACCCUUGCAGAAGCUGUUUGUUCCUGACAUGGGCCAAUCGGAAGCCGACUCUCAGUCUGUGGGUUCUUCUGACCCCACCUCCACCAAUGGCCUAUCAGAGAAGGUGUCACAGGUAAGUCAGUUCUCCUUGUUAAGAAGAACCAGACUAAAGUCAUCAAUUUGAUCCUAGUUCUCUGCUCGUCCAUGUUGCCUGGCAAUGUUACAGGAUGGAGACUCCAGCGGCAGGUCAGUAAGACCGUUACGACGUGAGCGGUCUCCCCUGUCCGAGGACGAGAGCCCCGCCAUAGUCAAGUUCAUCAAGAUGAGCUGCAAGUACUUCACUGACGGAAUGGUGAGUGGCCACGCCGGAGGCCAUUUUGAAAUGAAAACAACCACCACAACAGAGAUUUAAACUCCUGUCUUUUAUUGUGUCUCCCAGGGUGUGGUGGGAGGGGUGAUGAUCGUGACGCCCAACAACAUCAUGUUUGACCCUCACAAGUCGGACCCCCUGGUGAUCGAGCACGGCUGUGAGGAGUACGGCCUGAUCUGCCCCAUGGAGGAGGUGGUGUCUGUGGCCCUCUAUGACGACAUCUCCCGCAUGAAGCUGAAGGACGCGCUGCCGUCGUAAGGACCCACCCUGUCAUCCUGAGACUCUUUCGCGCUGUCAAUUCAUCUUUCACGCCCUAUUUAAACCCUUAUUUUCCCCCUUUCUUGAUCUUAUCUUAACCUUGCUUUUCUUACUUAUUCGUUAUGUGUCGCAUUCUGUCUUCUUGCUCUUUCUACCUCUUCCUGCACUCUUCUCCCUCUCUCCCAUGUUCGUUCUUUCUUCUCCCUCUGAGGUGAAAAGGUUAACUGACUUGCCGAGCUCAUGCUAUAGGGUUUCCUGUUCCAGAUUGUAAGGGCAGACAUGACUCUCAUUCAUUUUUUUUCUUUCGUUUAGCUAGUUCAUUGUUGUUUAGUUACUAUUAUUUGUAGUAUUAUAAUUUUCGCCUUUUGAAUUCCCUUUUAUUUGUGUUCUGUUUUUGAGUUGCAUUUUCAUUUUGUUCAUUUAUGAUUUGUUUAAUUUUCCCAUCCUCCGUUGCGAUGUGCGUGUGGUGCCCCCUGACUCCUGACCCCGCACAGAGACCUACCCCAGGAUCUGUGUCCUCUGUAUAGGCCCGGGGAGUGGGAGGAGCUGCCCUCAGAGAGCGACCUCAACCCCUUCAGCCGCUACGAGGCGCUGGAUCCCAAACGACCCAUCGUCCUGGACGACGUCGACUCUGCCCUGUCAGAGACGGGUAUGACUGAGAGAUAACACACAAUGAUCUGUAUUGGAGCAGGAUGAAUCAUAGAAAAUCAAUAUGAAUCAAAAUAGCUUAUGCUGAAUAUGAAUUGAGCAAUAUUUUGAUCCAUGUGGUCAUUUUAAUAAUACCGCAUGUUUUCUUAUAUCCCAGUCAUAGAAAGGGCAGAGUGUGAGCCAGCAGACCAGUCUCCAUCAGACGAGGGUUUCACAGAGCUGGAGCUUCCCUUGAACGGGAGCGCUGAGGAACCAGUGAGUGGAUCCAGACCGCCUGCCAGUGCUACCAGCCAGGACCAGCAGGGAGAGCUCCCAGGAUCUAGUUCCCCUAAACAGGCAGAGUCCCAGGACCAGUCCCUCUCUGACCCAGUCCCACUGACCUCGCAGAAAGGGGAGGAGGAUGAAGGACUGGUACAGAACAGCUCCAUUGAGGAAACUACAGAAUCACUGCCUGUCCUUUCAGAGACUGAGAAAGACACUGAACUGUUGAAGGAGAAGCCUGCUAGUCUAGCCAUACGCCAAGCCAAAGAUGGGAACUCUACAGGGCAACUGGUGAACAGUGUUAGCAUUAGCGACCAAUCAGAAUCAGAAAUUGACCAAAAUAGGAAGCUGAGCUUGAGUGAGACCGCUGCGGCUUCGGGGAAAUGUAGUUCUCAGGAACCCAGCCCUGCAGAGGAGCUGCAGAACGGACCAAUGGUAGAGGAGGGGCUGAGUGAGGAAGAGAAGCGGAAGAGGAGCAACGAGGCGGAGGUGAAGUCCUGGCUGCUGGAGAGGAUGCAAGCGCCCAUCCAAAGUGAGUGUUCAGAAGCGUUUUGUGCAGUUUCUUGUACUGCAUUGUUUCAAUAUUACAUAUUUUCUCUCUCUCUGCAGACAUGCUGCUCUCCACAGAGGAGAAGAGUAAGACCCCACCCAUGUUCCUCUGCUUCAAGGUGGGCAAGCCCAUGAGGAAAUCCUUCAUCAUUGGCCGGACAUCCAGCCCCGCCCACACGCGAGGAAAGCAGCCGGAGUACUGGUUUGCUGUGCCCCAGGAGAGGUGAGAGGUCAACCAAUGAGAACAGUCACAGCCAGAACCUCUUUAUGAGAACUGUGGUGUAUUCACAAUGAUAUAAACGUUGAAUGAAUGUUCUGAAACAUAAAUGUGUGGUGUGUUUCAGGGUGGACCACCUGUAUGCGUUCUUCGUCCAGUGGUCUCCUGACGUGUACGGUAAGGAGGCCAGAGAGCAGGGCUUUGUGGUUGUAGAGAAGGACGAGCUCAACAUGAUCGAUAACUUCUUCAGUGACCCCAAGUCUUCUCGCAGCUGGGAGGUGAGUUCACAUGGCAUGACCGCACAGAUGAGAGUAUUAUUUUGACUGUGGUGUUAUAUGUUCGCAUUGUAGUCAAGUGUUUUGUAACUGUGGUUGUAUGUGCGUUUUUUUGUGUUUGGAGCAAGCUGUGUUCAAUGGUUUGACCAUGCAUUGAGUUUAGUGUGUUUUGACUGUACGGUUGAGAUGUCUGACCGUACAUGGUUGUGUUCGUAGAUCAUCACCAUCAACGAGGCGAAGCGCAGGCAGAGUUUUGGCAGCUACGAUGGGGAGGAGCCUUUGGCGGAUCUACUGCCCAUGCUCAGUGAUCCCAGCGCUCUGCUACAGGACACACACAUAGAAAAGGUAAACACACACAUGCCAUGACACACAAAACACUUUCAAUCAAGAAAACAUACCAACUGCAACAGUGUGACUUCACCUACACAAACUCAGAAAUACACACUUUCCUGAAUCACGUGUCUUUCUCUCUCCCCACAGCUUGCGUGUCGGCUGCCAGCGCGGGUGCAGGGGUAUCCAUGGCGACUGGCUUACAGUACGGUGGAACACGGGACCAGCCUAAAGACCCUGUACAGGAGCCUAUUAGAGGUGGACAGCCCUGUGCUACUGGUCAUCAAAGACAUGGACAACCAGGUACACACACUGACCAUGGUGCUCAAUUUGUAUUGGACUCUUGAGUUUUAUUCGCUCUCUUUUUCUCUUCCCCCCCCCCAGUUGUUUGGGGGAUACUCCACCCAUCCCUUCAGAGUAAGUGAGCACUGCUACGGCACGGGAGAGACCUUCCUCUUCAGUUUCUGCCCUGAGAUCAAGGUCAGACAUACUCUCAUAUGUAUACUCUUUGUUUUAUCCACAUACCUAUGUUCAAGUUUUAUAAUGAAUGUUUGACCUCUGUCAUUGCUUUGCUGCCUGACUUGCUGUGGAUUGCUUUUCCUGUGCUCAGGUGUACCGCUGGACUGGGGAGAACUCCUACUUUGUGAAAGGCAACAUAGACUCUCUUCAGAUGGGAGGAGGAGGGUGAGUGUAUCUGAAUAUACAGUCCCUUCAGAAAGUAUUCAUACCAUUUGACUUAUUCCACAUUUUGUGUUACAGCCUGUAGUAAAAAUUAUUUUAUCAAUUUUGACAAAUCUCACCCUUCCACACACAAUACUCCAUAAUGACAAAGUGAAAACAUGUUUGUAGAAAUGUUAGCAAAUUUAUUGAAACUGAAAUACAGAAAUAUCUAAUUUACAUAAGUAUUCCCACCCCUGAGUCAGUACAUGUUAGAAUCACCUUUGGCAGUGAGUACAGCUGUGAGUCUUUCUGGGUAAGUCUCCUAAGAGCUUUGCACACCUGGAUUGUACAAUAUUUGCACAUUAUUCUUUUAAAAAAUUAUUCAAGCUCUGGUUUUUACCCAUCUACCAAUAGGUGCCCUUCAUUGCGAGGCAUUGAAAAACCUCCCUGGUCUUUGUGGUUGAAUCUGUGUUUGAAAUUCACUGCUCGACUGAGGGACCUUACCGAUAAUUGUAUGUGUGGGGUAGAGAGAUGAGGUAGUCAUUCAAAAAUCAUGUUAAACACUAUUAUUGCACAAAGUGAGUCCAUGCAACUUAUUAUGUGACUUGUUAAGCAAAUGUUUACUCCUGAACUUAUUUAGGCUUGCCAUAACAAAGGGGUUGAAUACUUAUUGACACAAGACAUUUCAGCUUUUCAUUUUUAAUUAAUUUGUCAAAACAUAAUUCUAGUUUGGCAUUAUGGGGUAUUGUGUGUAGGCCAGUGACACAAAAUCUCAAUUGAAUCAAUUUUAAAUUUGGGCUGUAACACAACAAAAUGUGGAAAAAGUCAAGGGGUGUGAAUACUUUCUGAAGGUACUGUAUGUGGUUGAGCAAUGUGAGACUAUCUUUGUGUGACCUGCUCUCUCGCUCUCGGUUGAAGUCAACUGGUAGUUGUCAUGAGAUUGUCUGACUUUUCCCUGUCUCUCUCCCUCUUUCUCCUUCCCUCCCUUUUCUCUCCCUCGCCCUCUCCCUAGAGGUCAGAUAGGGCUGUGGCUGGAUGCUGACCUGUACCACGGCACCACCUCCAGCUGUGCCACUUUCCACAACCAGCCCCUCUCUACCCAGAAAGACUUCAUCAUCCACAGUGUGGAGGUCUGGGCCUUCGAGUAG
Messenger RNA from Coregonus sp. 'balchen', 14343 nucleotides. The record is from the annotation of a GenBank genome assembly. Lineage: Eukaryota; Metazoa; Chordata; Actinopteri; Salmoniformes; Salmonidae.